UGGCUUGCUAUAAAAAUCCCUCUCCAUGGAUAAACAAAACUCGAAAACAAUUAUGAGAAUCAAUUCGAACUUUUAUCUUCUUCGACACUUGGACUAGAGAAAAGGAAGGGGCUGCCCACUUCCUUCUUCCUUUUCAUGAACCCUCAAUACUCUAAUUAAUCCUUAUUCUCCCACAAUCAUAUUCAUGGCCACACUCACAAAGCUUCAUCUCUACCCGCCAUCCAUAGACCAUUUUUCCUUUUGCUUAAAGGACCAUCAAGGAACCGGGCUUCGGCUGGGGAAUUUUCCGUCCGGCCCACGAUUAGGUAGAGGCCGCUGUGGGUUGCAUGUGUUGCCGUGCAGGUCGUUUAGGGGCGAAGAUGGGAGUGAACUGGAAGAGAAGGAGAUAAAAAAUUUAAAGGAAGAGCAAAGGAGGAAGUUCAAAAAUGGAAAUGGGUUUUGGGGUUCUUGCAAAUCUGCUGUUUCAGGUUUUGGAAAAUCGAGCUCCCAAUCGAGUGAUGACUAUAACAAGGCACUGGCUAAGCUCGAGGAGGUUUUCUCAUCGAUUGCAAUCCAAAUUGGAAGGUAUAUUGUGACCAUGAUGAGUACUGGGGUUAUACUUGCAGUUGGUUUUCAGUUGUCAGGUGGGGAUAGUCAGAUGAAUACAUUAAUUUGGUAUAGCUGGCUUGGAGGAAUCAUCAUUGGAACUAUGAUAGGUGCCAACAUGGUUUUAGACGAGCAUUGUCGAGCUGGUCCACGUAAUGUUGUCAUAACUGGAAGUACAAGGGGAUUGGGAAAAGCACUUGCUCGAGAAUUUCUUCUUUCAGGAGAUCGUGUGGUUGUUACAUCUCGCAGCCCUGAAUCUGUUGACAUGACUGUCAAAGAACUUGAGGAGAACCUCAAAGAAGGUGUGGUUACUGCAAGUGGUUCCUCUAAGAAGAACCUGGCACAUGCUAAAGUGGUUGGCAUAGCAUGUGAUGUUUGUGAAGCUGAUGAUGUACGCAAAUUAGCAAACUUUGCUGUCGACAAACUUGGUUAUAUCGACAUAUGGAUAAAUAAUGCCGGAACAAAUAAAGGUUUUAGGCCAUUGCUGCAGUUUACAGAUGAAGAUAUUAAACAGAUUGUCUCUACAAAUUUAAUCGGCUCCAUUCUCUGCACCAGAGAAGCAAUGUAUAUAAUGAGAAAGCAAGCUAAAGGAGGACACAUAUUUAACAUGGAUGGUGCUGGUUCUGGGGGAUCUAGCACACCCCUUACUGCUGUUUAUGGGUCAACAAAGUGUGGUCUUAGGCAGCUUCAUUCGUCACUUUUGAAGGAGUGCAAGAAAUCUAAAGUUGGAGUACAUACUGCAUCUCCAGGAAUGGUACUUACAGAUCUGCUUUUGAGUGGUUCAACUGUAAGAAAUAAGCAAAUGUUUAACAUCAUAUGCGAGCUUCCUGAAACAGUUGCUAGAACAUUAGUUCCCCGAAUGCGGGUUGUAAGGGGUACAGGGAAAGCCAUCAAUUACUUGACUCCACCUCGGAUAUUACUUGCCUUAGUCACUGCGUGGCUGCGACGAGGUCGGUGGUUUGAUGACCAGGGAAGAGCGUUGUAUGCUGCAGAGGCUGAUAGACUCCGAAACUGGGCUGAAAACCGAACAAGAUUUUCUUUUACAGAUGCGAUGGAGAUGUAUACAGAGAACACUUGGGUGUCUGUAUUCUCACUUUCCGUGGUCUGUGCCUUCAUAAUACUCUCUAGCACUGGUGGGACAUUGCCUGGAACAUGAUGCUUUUUACUUCCAGCAGAAGACUGCAAAAUAGUAGACUGAUCAAAGGAUUACGCAAUUAGGAUUACCAAUAAGCAAAAAGGAAGACAAUCGGAGCAGCUGGGUUGUGGUGAAUUUUUUCUACCUGCAGCCAGCGAGCACUAUUCUUAACUACUGUAAAUUGGGAUUCCAUGUGUCAGGCACCCGGUGAGUGAUGUACAGAGUUUUUAGGUGUUAUGCAUACAGAAGAAACACAUUGUUUUUUUUUAUCUUCAUUGUAAACCAUCACUUUUUAACUUCAUAGAAUAUAUUUGCUACCAAAUUAUGUUUAACAUUCUUUCUA
Molecule: messenger RNA, 2063 nt
Organism: Carica papaya (papaya)
Lineage: Eukaryota; Viridiplantae; Streptophyta; Magnoliopsida; Brassicales; Caricaceae
Gene: NYC1
Product: NAD(P)-binding Rossmann-fold superfamily protein
Biological process (GO): PSII associated light-harvesting complex II catabolic process; chlorophyll catabolic process
Molecular function (GO): chlorophyll(ide) b reductase activity
Source: RefSeq, a predicted model, not a curated record